Molecule: messenger RNA, 1611 nt
Organism: Paramecium tetraurelia
Lineage: Eukaryota; Ciliophora; Oligohymenophorea; Peniculida; Parameciidae
Exons: 6
Source: RefSeq, a predicted model, not a curated record
AUGCUUGAUAAUCCAAAAAUAUAACUAAAAACAGAACUAACAUUACUAGGAAUGGAAUACUUAAUCAAUAUUCAAGCUAAUGAUCAUUUACUUUAUAUAGAAUUAGAAUCGAAAUAUGCACCCUAAAUCUGGAAAAAUACUUACACUAUUGAUUAUAUUGAAGAGCUUACUCGUAAAACAGGAAAUCAGAAAAAAUUCAAUGUAUUUCUUUCCAUGUUAUAAACUGCAAUAUAAAAAACCAAUGAAAAUAUAUUUUUUGAAAUUUUGACAUACCAAGAUCUAGAGAAUCUCAAAUAAUAGAAAUAAUAAAAUUAAAGUCAUAUUUCUAGAACGUCAUCAACGAAUUCAAAAAUCAAUAAAAGAUAUCUCAUCUUGUCAUAUAAGAAUGAUUUAGAAAAGGUUCAUUAUCCUUUAGCCUUAAAUUAUGAAGAACAUAUUGAAAACUCAAGAUUAAUGACUAAAAUCUAGAAUCUAAAAACCGAAUUAUUAGAGCAUAAAUCAUAAAAAUAGAAUGACUCAGAAUUUUAAGUUUCGAAUUUAAUUUCCAUUAGUAAAAGGGAUAAUUAAACAUUCGAUUCCUUAGUGAAUUAAAAUGAAUUAUUGAAAGCAAAGGCCAAGAGAUUGGAAGAGGCUUUGACCCAAAAAAAAGGGGCAGUUGAAGUGGAUUAAUUGAUUAGAGAUAAUGAGGACUUAUAAAAUUUGUUAAAUACAUCCAAAUUGUUAUAUGAAGAGAAGAUCUAGAAGUUAGAACAAUAGAUAGAUUUGAAAAGUACAGAAAUCGUUCUGUAAAUGUCUGAAAUAAAUGCAUUUAAGAAAGAGUUAUCUAGAUUGAUUGGCUAAGUAGAGAUGGAUAAUCAUAUCAAAGAGAAAAUCAAACUUAUGAAUGAGGAUGAGGAAAGUAAAUUGGUAAAAGCAUAGAAAACUAUUCAAAAAUAUGAAAAAGAAGUGGAAGCUCUUAUAUAAUAAAUAGAUUCAUUAAAGAAAUAAGAUGCAGUACAAAAGAGAAAAAUAAAUUAAUUGGAGACCGAACUAUCUUAGUCAAUGAAAAGGUUUAGUUACAAAGGAGUUACUGACAGACUUUAUUCUUCAUAUAGUAACCACUCUAAUGCUAGCAAAAAAUCGAAUUACUCAGUUCCGAAAAGAGAGAAUUCAAAUAAUUCAUCUAGAAAUGCAUCUCCAAAUGUAAGGCAGACUUCUCCAAUUUUAAAUAAGAAUUCACAUUCUUCUGUUUAAAAUUCAUCUGCAAAUCAAAGACCUAAGUUUUAUAACACUUCUCCAAUGAAUAAACAGCCAAUUUAGAAGAAAUCAUCUCCAGCUAGACCCCAACAAUAGAUUAAGCCUAAUCCUAUUAGGACAUCUCCAAUAACUUAAUAGAAACCAUCUCCUGGCAGAAACAAUAUCUUUAAAUAGCCUUCUCCUCCAAGAUAAUAUAAUUAACAACAUAGAGUUUCUCAAUUAUAGUAGACUAAAUAAAGGACAAAUUAAUCUGCUAAUAAUUAUAAGUAACCUAUCAAAUAGGUACACCAAUAUGAUUGGAAGUCAGGGAAUGUAACAGAACUUGACAAUAAAAUAAAUAAUUUAAAAAAUAUAUUGUCGAAAGCUAAAAGGUGA